AUGCUCCUCCUUGUUUUGACCGUGUGCCUGGCUCUAGAGCUCCACCAAUCUGAGGGAUCCUCAAUAGAUGCUUUGAGUACCACCAACGCAGAUCAACAAAAGGAGAUCGUUGACAAACAUAACGAGUGCAGGAGAUCAGUGCAGCCAACAGCUGCAAACAUGCUGGAAAUGAACUGGGACCCCGACACUGCGGCAAACGCUCAACAAUGGGCCAACCAAUGCCAUUUAGACCACAGUUCAGAUGAAAGCAGAAUCAUUGGUGGCAGAAAAUGUGGUGAAAACCUCUUCAUGUCCAGCCAUCCCUCCUCAUGGACUCAAGCUAUCAAGGCUUGGGACGAUGAAAAAAAAGACUUCGAACACGGCACAGGAGCAACCUCAGAAGGUGCAGUCAUCGGCCAUUACACCCAGGUUGUUUGGUAUAGCUCUUUUAAAGUGGGAUGUGCUUUAGCCUACUGCCCUAACCAGUCGUUCAAGUAUUAUUACGUUUGCCAGUACUGCCCCGCAGGGAACAUACGAAGUAAACUUAAGACCCCCUACGCAGCAGGAACUCCAUGUGGUGAAUGUCCAAAUAACUGCAAGGACGGAUUGUGCACUAAUCCAUGCGAAUACGACGACGACUACACCAACUGCGGUAACCUGGUUGUGAUGGUGGGCCCCAACCACCCGUUAACAAGAAAGCCUCCUGCUCACCACCGCAGCCUCUGCCAGCAUUCGGAGGCCGGCAGGAAGCGGCGGAGGCGGCCGGGGCCAGCUGGGGACCGGCAGCCGGGCCUGCAUGCCGGCACCGGGGCCACUCACACCGGCGUACGCCAUCCAGGCACCAGCGAAGGCAGCCCGGCGGAUGCUUUGAUGACCACCAACUCGGAUCAACAAAGAGAGAUCGUCAACAAACACAACGCGUGCAGGAGAAUGGUGCAGCCACCAGCCAGAAACAUGCUGGAAAUGAAUUGGGACCCCGCCAUUGCGGCAAACGCUCAACAAUGGGCCAACCAAUGCCAAUUAGGCCACAGUUCAUCGGAUAGCAGAAUUGUUGGUGGCAAAAAUUGUGGUGAAAACCUCUUCAUGUCCACCCAGCCAAACUCAUGGUCUGAAGCAAUUGAGGCUUGGGACAAUGAAAAAAAAGACUUCAAAUACGGCGUUGGAGAAACCUCACCAAGUGCAGUCGUCGGCCAUUACACCCAGGUUGUUUGGUAUAGCUCUUAUAAAGUGGGAUGUGCUGUGGCCUAUUGUCCUACAACACGGUUCGCAUAUUUUUAUGUUUGCCAGUACUGCCCCGCAGGGAACAUGCAAAAUAAACUUAAGACCCCCUACGCAGUCGGAUCUCCAUGUGGUGAAUGUCCAAAUAACUGCAACAACGGAUUGUGCACUAAUCCAUGCCCAUACGUCGACAAGUUCAGCAACUGCGGUGACAUGGUUGCGCAGUGGGGACCCGACCACCCGGACCUAAGAGACUCCUGUCAGGCCUCUAUUAAAUGUACCAAGGAAAUAAAAUAA
Messenger RNA from Euleptes europaea (tarantolino), 1494 nucleotides. RefSeq lists its product as uncharacterized. Gene Ontology annotation, cellular component: extracellular region. The coding region runs from base 1 to 1494 and encodes 497 amino acids. The record is from RefSeq and is a predicted model, not a curated record. Lineage: Eukaryota; Metazoa; Chordata; Lepidosauria; Squamata; Sphaerodactylidae. The transcript has 14 exons.